UUAUUCCAGGAAACUUUUUUUGCAGUGCACAAGUCACAUGAUCAACGUGCAGAUGCUACCUUUGGAGCAAACCACGAAGAAGAAAACAUGAAGUGAAGAAUGAUGGCGGUGCAUGAUCCUCCUUUUAAUGACUUGUCACGUGGACAAACAUAUUGAUGUGAUUUUAAUUGUGUUUCUUAUUCAAUGGAAACAUAAAGUUGUGUUUUUUCGCCACUGACUGAAUAUCAACAAAAUUUUGUGCUACUCUGUAAUGGAAACACAACAUGUGAUCAGGGGCCAUGUAAAAUCAAUACGAAGGCCUACCAAUGGCCCUCAAACCACACUUUUGACACCCCUGUGUUAAAGAAGGAUCAAAUUAAAUUGAUAGCUGAUUUUCAGCAAACGGUGACGUUUGGAUCAGACUGGAACAGACUAAGACUUCCAGCAGGGUGUGUUUGAUUAGUCAGAGCGAUCGGCAGCUGAGGAAAAAGCCCUGGAGGACUUGGUAAGAGACCAAAAAGCAGAUGCAUUGCCUUCGAGAUGAGGACGCUCUUAUCCCGUCACCUCGUGGAAGUUUACCAAAAGUUUGCGCUGCAUUGGUGGCUACCAUAGCAACCAUGGGAAUCCUGCUUCUGUCUCCUGGUAGGCUAAUUAACCUGGUAGCUUUAGCAACACUCAUAGUGACUCUUGGCCCCCUGCUGCAUGGACUCUAUCUGCUGUUUGAGGAGCUGUUGCACCAUUCAAACACAAGGUAUCGAGGUCGGUCGCUGCUCAGCCACAUCCUGCCAGCCUGUGGAUUGGGGCCUAAGACUUUGCUGGCGGCAGCAAUGGCCGCCCUCCUGCUGUACCUGACCAGACGCUGUCUGAUUCACAAAGGCCAAAGCUGGGAGCUCGUUGUUCUGGUUCCUGUGCUUUAUGCGCUCUUCAAAUGCCUGGGAGUCCUGGGUCCGUCGGAGGUGGAGGUAUCGGACAUCUGCGAGGACAGGAAGAUGAACGUGGCACAUGGCCUGGCCUGGUCCUUCUACCUCGGUUACCUCCAGCUGGUGCUCCCAAGUUUGGAGAAGUCCAUCGAUUCAUUUCGCGGCUCUCAUCGUGACAGCUUCUGGGCUCGUGGCUCCCAGAAGCUCCUCAUCCUCAUUCCUCUCGACGCCAACAUAUCGCACAAGCUGGAGGACGAAGACAGCCACGUCCAGUUCUACGACAGCCUCCCGAACAGCGAGCUGGACAGGGCCGGGGUCCGGGGCCGCGUCUACAAGCACAGCGUCUACAGAGUGAAGGACGAGCKCGGGAAGGCCCAUGACUGCGCUGUGGAGUACGCGACACCCCUGCUGACUCUGUACCGCAUGUCCCAGGAGAGAAACGCAGGUUUUGGGGAGCCUGAGCGCAGGCAGCAGGUCCUUCUCUUCUACCGGACCCUGAGGGACAUCCUGGACCAGUCUCUGGAGUGCCGCAACCGCUACAGACUCGUCCUGAUCAAAGAUGAGCACGAGGAUGACCCUCACUUCCUGUCCAAAGCCAUCCUGAGGCAUCUGGAGCAGCAGAACAAAGAGGAGUUCUGUCUGAGCAGAGCGCCGCAGCAGGAGACCAACGGACCCGUGGAGGUGGAGGACUGGCACCACUCUGAACCAAUGAGCCGAGAGCCCACGCUGAUGAUCAGCCUAGACAGGCCUCAGCCUCUGAGGGGGCCCAUCGAGGACACCGACAGCUUCAGAGCAACUUAAACUGAAGCCCAGGGACCGGGGCACACACGCACACACCACACUGCCCUUCCCCACAGACUAGUUCCUGGAUUUUGGUCAGCACUCAUUAGGAGAGCUUAAAGAAGUCUGACUUGUCAUCAUCAACUUAUCUUUGUGCUGCUGUUACAUGAAUUUCCUGCUUUUCCUGCUUAAGAAAUUCAUAAUCUGGAUCUUAAAACAAACGCAGAAAUUGAAGCUGUUUGCUGUGUCUUUCUUCCCCCCCCCCCUAAAGCAGGCCCACAGCAUCAUGGAAUUCUUACUGCAGAAUUCGCUUCACUUGGUUCCAUAGAAUAAAACUUUAACUUCCUCUGUUCCACAGAGAUGAAUCACUUAUUUAGGUGCAUUUUAGUGUCGGCUUCUCAUGACUAAAACUAUUAUUUUCAAAUGUAUUAUUAAUCCUGCUGAAUAUGCUCUGUGCUAGACGUGUGCCAUACAGGAUAUUUUGAUAUCGAUCCAGUACAAAGUAAAACCAGAGCCAGUAUCGCCAAUACCGAUAUCCAUACUUGAUUAUUUAAACUUGAUACAUCACCAAACACAAGACUUUUGGGUGUUUUUUGUGGGGGGGUUUUCUUCUGUAACUUAUUUUAUUCAAACAUAGGUUAGAAUUUGGGCAAAGUUUACAAGUGAAUAAAAUGUGUAACUGAUAAACAGGAACAAUGGAAACAGAGAACAAAUCUUUGCAUUUCUUACAAAAAAAAAACCUUUUUUUAAAUUCUGCAACCUGUAUUCAGAAAACCAAUCAUGUUGUGAAAACUGGAACAUUUUACUUGAAGAAGUGAAAAAAAGAUCUUCUGUUGAUUGUGUAAGCUCACUCUUUAAAAAUGCUUAUUUAGUCAGUUUUAAUAAAUGAAUUAAAAGCAGAUUUUGGUAUACCAAAGUUCACUUUUGAGGAGAAGUUACGAGAUAGAUGUAAUCCUGUUUAUAUGAAAUUAAAGAGAAUGUAAAAAGAGUGGUUAUUAAAAGACAAAUACUUCCUCGUACCCCACAAUUUUCAACCGUAAGAUUUUAACUUGCCUGUAAUAUUUUUGCCCUAACUAAAAAUAAAAAAAUCUCCAUCUCCUUCCA
Poecilia reticulata (guppy) is the source of this 2783-nucleotide messenger RNA. The record is from RefSeq and is a predicted model, not a curated record. NCBI's taxonomy places the organism in Eukaryota, Metazoa, Chordata, Actinopteri, Cyprinodontiformes, Poeciliidae.